This is a messenger RNA of Trachemys scripta elegans, 3115 nucleotides long. It is a transcript of the gene HPN, whose product is annotated as hepsin. The transcript has 13 exons. NCBI's taxonomy places the organism in Eukaryota, Metazoa, Chordata, Testudines, Emydidae. Gene Ontology annotation, cellular component: membrane. Gene Ontology annotation, molecular function: serine-type endopeptidase activity; serine-type exopeptidase activity. The coding region runs from base 244 to 1497 and encodes 417 amino acids. The record is from RefSeq and is a predicted model, not a curated record. Gene Ontology annotation, biological process: proteolysis.
GCCCCCGGCUCCGCCCGCCCCAGGUGAACCAUCGCCCCGCUGAGCUGCCGCCUGGGCCGGGUGACCCCGGCGCCCCCCGCCAUGCCGGCCCCUGCCCAGCCCCGGCCAGCUGCAUGGUGAGCCCGCGGCCAGCCGGAGCCGCAGGGACGUGUCACGGGGUGCAGGACUUGCCGGGUGCCAGGGGAGCAGGGUCUGUCUGGCCCGGCCCACUGGCUCCAGUCAAUCAUUAACCGCGGCAAGGAGAUGGCUGAGAAAGACGGGGGCCCCACGGUGCCAUGCUGGUCGCUGCCCAAGGUUGUGGCUGUCGUGACUGGUGGUUUCCUGCUCUUAGCCGGCAUCGGAGCCAGCGUGUGGGCCAUUGUGACAUCUGUGCUGGGGAGCGACAGUGAAGGACUGUAUGGUGUCCAGGUCAGUUCGGCCGACCUCCGGCUCACACUGUACGAUGAGAGCGAGAGCAAAUGGCGCCUUCUCUGCUCCACCACCUCCAAUGCCCUGGUGGCUGCGCUGAGCUGCGCAGAGAUGGGUUUCGUCAGGUCUCUCUGGCACUCGGAGUUGGAUGUGGAGCGCGCGGGCACCAAUGGGACAUCGGGAUAUUUCUGUGUGGACGAGUCUCGCCUGCCCCUGGCCCAGAGACUCAGUGAGGUCAUCUCCAUCUGCGACUGCCCGACGGGCCAGUUCCUUGCGACACUCUGCCAAGACUGUGGGCGCAGGAAGCUGUCUGUUGACCGGAUCGUGGGGGGCCAGGACGCCAGUCUGGGCAAGUGGCCGUGGCAAGUCAGCCUGCGCUACGACGGCACCCACCUGUGCGGUGGCUCCAUCAUCUCCAGCGAGUGGGUUGUCACUGCCGCACACUGCUUCCCUGAGAGAAACCGGGUGGUGAGCCGCUGGCGGGUUUUCUCUGGCGCCAUCUCUCAGGUGUCCAGCAGAGGGCAGCAGGUGGGGGUGACGGGUGUGGUGUACCAUGCGGGCUACCUGCCCUUCCUGGACCCCAACAGCGAGGAGAACGGCAACGACAUCGCGCUGGUGCACCUGGCCACGCCCCUCAGCUUCACCGAGGACGUCCAGCCCGUCUGCCUCCCGGCACUGGGGCAGCCCCUCCUGGACGGCAAGGUCUGCACUGUGACCGGCUGGGGCAACACCCAGUACUACGGGCAGCAGUCUGGCAUCCUGCAGGAGGCUUCCGUGCCCAUCAUCAGCACCACUCUGUGCAACUCGCCUGAAUACUACGGCAACCAGAUCCGCCCCCGCAUGUUCUGCGCUGGCUACGCUGAGGGUGGCACCGACGCCUGCCAGGGUGACAGCGGGGGUCCCUUUGUGUGUGAGGACGGCAUCUCCCGCACCCCGCGCUGGCGGCUCUGCGGCGUGGUCAGCUGGGGAACCGGCUGCGCCCUGCCCCAAAAGCCGGGGGUCUACACCAAGGUUGGCGCCUUCCACGACUGGAUCCACCAGGCCAUGAAGACUCACUCCCUGGCCAGCGGGAUCGUUUCCCAGCACUGACCCCUGCUGCCUAGGUUCCCGCACAAUGGAGUUACGCCACCCCACUGGCGCCAGCCCUCCCCUCGCCCCCCACGCCAGACAGACGCCGCCCCCUCCAUUCCAGCCACGACGGGCAGAUGUGCCUACAUGACCCACUGGACUUUGCGACCCGACAACCUUUGACCUCUGACCCCACAGCGCCUUGUCUGCAUUACUGGAAUGAGAGUGUGGGUGGGGGUCAGAUCCACCUAUCACAAUGCAGCGUGGCCCUUUAAGCCUCCACCCACCAAUGGUGGACUUGUAGAUCCACCUAUCAUAAUACAGCACUGGCCCCUUAAGAACCCACCUACCAAUGGGGGGGGGUUUUGCAGCGCCAGCCCUUUAAGUCUCCACCCACCAAUGGGUUCUUCUGCUAGAGCCCAGCUACUAAUAGGGCUGCUCCAUAGCCUGCUAGAGUUCUUCAUCCUGUGGUUGGGGGGGGGGGAAGGGGGCUGGAGAAGAGCUUCUCUUUGAUUGGUUAACAGUGGUGGGAGUGACUGCAUAGGCCACACCCUCUGCCGCGCAUCAGCCAACCAGGGUGGAGCUGCCUGCCUUUAACCCCUGCAGUUCUGGGCAAGAGCAGCCCCAUCAGCCUGGGGCGCCCGGGGGGGAUUAGAUCCCGACCCACAGCCCUGGGAGGAACCGGGGCACAACCCGGGGGGGCUGAGACAAAGCCCUGCACAGGGUGGAGUAGACCCUGACCCACACCCUGGGAGCAAUCCCAAUACACAGCCCUGGGGGCUGCUGGACACCUGGGUCCAGAGCUGCUGCCCUAAACCAGGACAGAGCCUCUCCCUGCCCCAGCAGGGCCCCAGAGGGAGGGGCUGCUCACCCCUGCCGGGCUGCCCCCUUCCCAGCAGGCCACACACCUCCACGGGCUGGGAGCCUCCCUCCCAGCACCGAGUCCAAGGUGGCCAACAGCAAAUCCCCCCCACCCCAUAGUGCCCCCAUGGGCAGCACUGCUCCCACCUCCUGUGAUUGCCUGCCCCAGCAAUGGGUCCUGGGGGGCUGGGAAGGGACCAGGGCUCCCCUUGCAUCUAUGUGGGGCCCCAGGCUGAGCCCCCUGCAUCCCAGUGUAUUGGGGGCAGUGUAUGGAGGGUCCUAUCCCAGCGAGCACCACAUCGGUUGGCACACAGCCAGGGCUGUGCAUUGGUCAAAGGAGUGGACGUGGGCUGGGAGCCCCAUAGCAGGGAUUGGGGAGGGCAGGGGGAACAGCUUGGCUUACAGAGGUGAAUGUGCACAUAGAGCAGGGCCCAUCCUCUCUAGCAGGGGGAGACAGACAGACAGACAGACACACACACACACACACACACACACACACCCUCUCCCGCAUCCCUGCUACACAAACUCUCACAGAUCCCCCAGCCCUGCCCAGCGGGUGACACCUGGGAGUUGUGGCUCAGGUGGCAGAGCCCAAGCUGUAAUUUUGCACCCGGCUGCUCCCUGCACAAUCCGCCGGGGGCGGGGGGAGGAGGGGGGCUACCUGUACAUAGCUUAUUCCAUUAGCUCCUCUCCCCCGUGCCUUGGGGACGAGUCCCUCCUGUUGUAUAUGUUUGCACAGUGAUCGCUGCAAUGAGAAAUAAACACCGUUUGGAUUAGA